AUUGACCUAAUAAUAACAGGUUUAACCAUCAUUCUAAUACAUAUAAGAAACUUUAUAUAUUUAUUUUUUAGAUGUUAACAAUAUUUUGGAAUUUUCGUUUUGUUAUUAUGUGUCUCGUGUCUUUCUAUGUAUUUCCAGUUCCGGUCUUUUGUGGACGAUUGUCGGGUGUCGGCGUAUUUUCGUCGUCGGCCAUUGUCAAUGAAUGUACCGUUUAUGCUUGAAAAUUAACGCAACAUGAGUUUGUCAGCAACUCGUCCACUGAUAAGCAUCUACAAUGACAAGAAUGAAGCCACCGGGAACACGGUUGCCCUUCCGGCAGUCUUCAGGGCCCCCAUCCGCCCGGAUGUGGUCAACUUUGUCCAUGACCAGAUGGCCAAGAACCAUCGCCAGCCGUACUGCGUGAACAAGGAUGCAGGUCACCAGACGAGCGCGGAGUCGUGGGGCACGGGGCGUGCCGUGGCCCGUAUCCCCCGAGUGCGCGGCGGAGGAACCCACCGCUCCGGCCAGGGUGCGUUCGGCAACAUGUGCCGCGGGGGGCGCAUGUUCGCGCCCACGAAGCAGUGGCGCCGUUGGCACCGCAAGAUAAACGUCAACCAGAAGCGCUACGCCAUGGUGUCUGCCAUCGCUGCGUCCGGCGUCCCUGCGCUCGUCAUGUCCAAAGGCCAUAUGGUGCAGGAUAUUCCAGAGAUGCCUCUUGUUGUCGACGACAAAGUUCAAGAAUAUAACAAAACAAAGCAGGCUGUUAUAUUUUUGCGUCGCAUCAAGGCUUGGGCAGACAUACAGAAGGUGUACAAGUCAAGGAGAUUCCGUGCCGGAAAAGGAAAGAUGCGUAAUCGUCGCCGCAUACAGAGACGUGGCCCUCUUAUCAUUUAUGAUCAAGAUCAGGGGCUGACCAAGGCGUUCCGGAACAUCCCCGGGGUGGACCUGAUCCAUGUGAACAAGCUGAACCUGCUGAAGCUGGCGCCGGGCGGCCACGUGGGGCGCUUCGUGAUCUGGACGCAGUCGGCCUUCGCCAAGCUGGACGACCUGUACGGCUCGUGGCGCAAGGCCGCCAAGCUCAAGAAGGGCUACAACCUGCCGCAGCCCAAGAUGGCCAGCACCGACCUGGCGCGCCUGCUGCGCGCCGACGAGAUCAGGAACGUGCUGCGCCAGCCCAGGAAGGUCGUACGGCGCAGCGUGAAGAAGCUGAACCCGCUGCGCAACACGCGCGCCAUGCUCAAGCUCAACCCGUACGCGGCCGUGCUCAAGAGGAAGGCCAUCCUGACCUCCCUCAAGGCGAAGCGGGCCCGCGACGAGAUCCUCGCCAAGAAGAGAGGCAUCACUCUACGCGUAGACAAACUGGCCAGGAUGGACUCUAAGACUCUCGGCAAGCGUAAGUAUGCUUUGGGCAAGCAGAAGGAAGUGAAGGCGAAGAAGCCCAAAGUGCCCAAGGCAGCCAAGGGCACAGAGGCCAAGAAGGUGUUGCCGAAGAAGGCAGCUGCCAAGAAGCAGCCGACAAAGCAGGAGCACAUCACGAAGCAGCGCUCCAAGAAGGAGUCUGCCAAGAAGGAAUCCGGCAAGAAGGAGCCCGCCAAGAAGGCUGAAGAAAAGGCACCAGAAAAGAAAUGAGAUGAAUGCUAUUGUUAAUGUGGAGAAAUAAAGAAAUGUAAAUGGUUGAA
Bacillus rossius redtenbacheri is the source of this 1658-nucleotide messenger RNA. It is a transcript of the gene RpL4, whose product is annotated as large ribosomal subunit protein uL4. The transcript is spliced from 8 exons. Gene Ontology annotation, biological process: translation. Bases 235 to 1608 code for a protein of 457 amino acids. The record is from RefSeq and is a predicted model, not a curated record. Gene Ontology annotation, cellular component: cytosolic large ribosomal subunit; ribosome. Gene Ontology annotation, molecular function: structural constituent of ribosome; RNA binding. Lineage: Eukaryota; Metazoa; Arthropoda; Insecta; Phasmatodea; Bacillidae.